Mesocestoides corti is the source of this 909-nucleotide messenger RNA. The record is from the annotation of a GenBank genome assembly. Lineage: Eukaryota; Metazoa; Platyhelminthes; Cestoda; Cyclophyllidea; Mesocestoididae.
AUGAUGGACGUGAGGGAUGUCAUCACGAUUUCCCCACUGGGAAUAUCAAAAACUAAGAACGUUCGACCAGAUACGCUUGAUUUGCAAGUUCCCAUUUGGAUAUCUGAUGCAUCAUUCGUUGAAGGAUAUGAAGACAAACUUUUCGUCACAUCUUCGAAAUAUGGUGAUUUUUGCGUCUAUGACAUCCGCAGCGGUCAGCGUCGCCCAGUGUCAAGGUCAGCAUGGCGCAUCAGCCGAAAGUUGGGCAAGAAAACAAUUGGGACUGGACACAACCCAGCAAUGCUCCGUGACCUCGCUGUAACCCGACCUAUAACGCGAUGCAUCGCCUACACGUCAGGCCCAGGAACUGGUCUAAGAGCGGUGGCUGGGAAUGCUAUCGGCGACAUUUGUCUCCUUGACUUUCGGGUACCGCAUGUAAGCCUUGUUCGUGGCAGCGAAGCCGAGAGCCGUAAAAUGGCGCCAUCGGUUGGUUCUAGAGCUGCUGCACCGCCAGAACGAGUGCAAACUUUCUCGCCAGCCGUUGGGGCGAUCUCAGGUCUGGUCUGUGGUGGGGCCGGCUGCGCCAACUUACCGCAUCUGUCAGUUUUUGCUGGCAUCAAUGACCAGCCGGUGGUCAUGUCAUCCUCGAUUGAUCGAUUCUUCCGUGUAUAUAAUCGCGACUCGGGGGAGCUUUUGGCCAAGAUCUUCGCAAAGACCCCCAUUUCCACCUUCCUGAUACGCAAUUCCGCCGAGUUCCCGAUGAACGCUCAAGCAGGAAGCCCCAAGUCGACACUCACAGGAGCUGCUAGAGAGACUCCUGGUUCGGUGAGUGAAGAAGAAUUUGAUGAGAUUUGGGACAACAUGCAGCCCGCCGCGCAGCAAUGGGAGCCGCCUGUGAAGAGACCAAAAAAUGUGAAGAACACCUGCUAG